This is a messenger RNA of Plasmodium coatneyi, 2790 nucleotides long. Its product is annotated as Replication factor C subunit 1. Bases 1 to 2790 code for a protein of 929 amino acids. Gene Ontology annotation, molecular function: DNA binding; ATP binding; ATP hydrolysis activity. The record is from RefSeq and is a predicted model, not a curated record. Gene Ontology annotation, cellular component: nucleus; DNA replication factor C complex. The transcript has a single exon. Lineage: Eukaryota; Apicomplexa; Aconoidasida; Haemosporida; Plasmodiidae. Gene Ontology annotation, biological process: DNA replication; DNA repair.
AUGAGCUCCAAAGGGAGGAAGCUCUUCGAUGAUGAUAGCGACAGCGAUAGGGGAAGGAAAAGAAGGCGACUGAAAAAAGUAUCAAGCAGUUUGUUUGAUGACGACGAUGACGAUAAUGAUCAGGACAACGAUUUGUUUAACACGGAAGAGACGAAUGCUUCUAAAUCCAAAGGCGUUGUCGAAAUUAAGGAUGAGGAGGAUACCUACUACGCAGGAUCUACGUCCAACAGGUCAGUGCAAAAUAAGUCGUCAGGCAAAUCCGCGUACCAUGACAUAACGUCCUACUUCAAGUCAAGUUCCAAAAGGAUGGAGAACCAAAUAGAGGCAGACCAAGUGAAAACCGGACACAAUGUGAAGGACAAUGCAGGAGAAAAUAGUACAAGUCCCCUCCACCUGGAAAGUAAAAAAUUUAAAAAGGAACCUUCUCAUACCAGCAGCGGGCUGAAGAGGCAAAGGGAAGAAGCCCUAUCCAACAUGAUAGACGAAAUGAAAUAUAAAAAAAAACACACCUCUCCAGGGAAGGGAAAAACCAAAGAAGAAACCAACCUUAACAAUAGCAGCGGGAAUAAUACCACAAAAAAGAAAAACCUCACCUCCAUGUCCACCAUCCGUGGAAUUAACAACAGCGACGAUGGAGCUAACAAUUUUGACUACCUCCCUUUUCAAAACCUCAAGUUUGUGUUAACAGGAGUUUUUAAAAAUUUCUCUCGAGAUGAGUUAGCGUCAAAAAUAAAGGAGCAUGGAGGAAGCGUUAUGUCCGCUGUGUCGUCAAAAACGCAUUAUCUCAUUCAUGGGGAGUACCUGGAAGACGGCCGAAUGUACAACGAGGGGAGGAAGUACCAGAAGGCGUUCGAGAUCCAGAAGAUGAGCAAGUCCAAUAUUAAAAUUUUGAACGAGGAGGAGCUCCUCCAAAUGCUACCACAGGAGAAGGACAAAACGCCCAAUGGGGGAGACACCGCUGACGGGAAAGACGACCAGGACGCAUUCGAAAAGAUGCAACAAAGCGACUUCACGAAAGUUGGAAGUGAAAGUGGGAACAGCGCAAGUGGAAGCUAUAAUCGUGCCACACACAGCGAGAAGGAUACCCCACCCAACUGCAGUGCACCGGUGGUUCAAAACAAAAUCCAGAACCAACUGUGGGUAGAGAAGUACAGACCAAAAAGCCUAAACGAACUUGUAGGGAACAAUCAGAAUGUGCUUAAGUUAAAAAAUUGGCUAGCUAGCUGGGAUGAUGUAUGCAUAAAAGGGCUAAAAAAACAAGUAACGAAAACAUUCAGGGGGGUAUUCGAAAAUGUAAAUGCCAGGUGUGCACUUUUGAGUGGCUCCGCAGGGAUUGGAAAAACGACGACUGCAAAAAUUGUGGCCGAAAGUUCAGGAUAUAAUGUUAUCGAAUUUAAUGCGUCCGAUGAGAGAAACAAAGCGGCAGUAGAAAAAAUCAGCGAAAUGGCCACGGGAGGGUACUCCAUUGCUUCGAUUAAAAGUCGGAAAUUAACAAAAACCUGCAUAAUUAUGGACGAAGUGGAUGGCAUGUCUAGUGGAGACAGGGGAGGCAGUACAGCCAUAUUGAAGCUUAUCGAAAAAACAAAAUGCCCAAUUAUCUGCAUUUGCAAUGACAGGCAGAAUAGCAAAAUGAGAACAUUAGCCAACAAAUGCUACGACUUAAAAUUUACAACUCCAAACAAAAAUAGCGUCGUCAAUAGGUUAUUGGAAAUAUGCAAAAAAGAGGAUAUUAUGAUGGAGCCCAACGCAUUGGAACUCCUAUGGGAAAGCACAAAUGGAGACAUGAGACAAAUGCUAAACGCGCUCCAGCUACUCUCCAAAACGUACAAGCGAAUACAAUUCUUGGACCUAAAAAAAGAGUUAAACAAUUCUAAUAAAAACAUACAAUCGCUAGCCAACCCAUUUGAAAUAACACUCAAACUCUUAAACUUCCAUGAGUCAUCCAAGUUGAAAAUACGAGAAAUCAUGGACCUCUUUUUUGUGGACUAUGAAUUGAUCCCAUUUUUUAUAAGUGAAAAUUAUACCAAUGUAUUUAAUGACAAUGACAAGUCUGCUAACUCGAUAAAUAAAUGGAUUGCCUACUCGCAAAUAUCCUACGAUUUAGCCCUGGCGGAAAAGAUUAAAUAUAACAUGAAAACGACCAUGGACUUUUCUCUCCUUCCCCACUUUUCCAUUUUAUGUUGCGUGUGUCCCGUCAUGCGAAUUAAAAUGUUAAAGGCAUAUAUGUCUGGCAGAAUUAACUUCCCCUCCGCCUUAGGAAGGAUUUCCUCCUUCAACAAAAAUAAAAGGCUACUAAACGAGGUGUGCUUUAACAUGUCCUACAAGCUAAAUGUCUGUCCAAAACAUAUGGUUACCUCUGGAUUCUUAAAUUAUAUAUAUGCACAGAUCAUUUCUCCACUCCAAAGUAAUAACAUACCUAAGGCCAUCCAACUCAUGGAAGAAUAUAACGUCACCAAAGAAAUGAUCACGGAAAAUAUCCCCUGCUUGAGAUUACCCACACAGGAAAAUUUGUAUGAUAAAUUGGAGUCAAAAGUUAAGGCAUCCUUCACUAGGCAGUAUAACGCUUCGCACGUUAUCAAAAAUGAUCCUAACAUGAUGCGUAAGGGGCUCAAGUCAACUGAGAAGAAAACUUCCUUCAAAUUGAAUGAAUACGAAUCCGAUGAAGACAUGGACGAACUUAGUGAAUCCAAGGAGGAGAAGGACGAUGAUGUACUGGUCAAGAGUAAGGUCGACAAGAAGACUGCCGCCAAGGGGAAGGCCACCCCUCGAUCCAAGGCAACGAAACGGUGA